This is a messenger RNA of Ananas comosus (pineapple), 508 nucleotides long. Its product is annotated as auxin response factor 15-like. The record is from RefSeq and is a predicted model, not a curated record. Gene Ontology annotation, molecular function: DNA binding. NCBI's taxonomy places the organism in Eukaryota, Viridiplantae, Streptophyta, Magnoliopsida, Poales, Bromeliaceae. Bases 131 to 508 code for a protein of 125 amino acids. Gene Ontology annotation, biological process: regulation of DNA-templated transcription; response to hormone. The transcript is spliced from 2 exons.
CCUCCCCCUACCACCCUACACUAAAACCCUAAACCCUAACCCUAGCUGCGACCCUAACCCCUUACUUUACUCUCUCCUCCCUCGUCCGCUUCGGCGCAUUGGUGCCUUGUUUGGGGCUUGCGGGAGCGCAAUGGGGAUCGAUCUCAACACGGUGGAGGAGGAGGAGGAGGAGGAGGCGCCGGCGCCGGCGGGGUCGGUGUGCCUCGAGCUGUGGCACGCGUGCGCGGGGCCGCUGAUAUCGUUGCCGAGGAAGGGGAGCUUGGUCGUGUACUUGCCCCAGGGGCACCUCGAGCACGCCGGCGACGGCGGCGCCGCCGCCGCCGCGGGGCUCGUUCGUUACGGCGUGCCCCCGCACGUCUUCUGCCGCGUCGUCGACGUGAAGCUCCAUGCGGAGGCGUUGACGGAUGAGGUUUAUGCUCAGCUUUCGCUUGUCGCUGAAACUGAGGUAAGGGUUUCCUAUUUUCAGAUUUUUUUUCCCCUCUUUUUAUUGAAUUUUUGGGCCUAUUAG